Anguilla anguilla (European eel) is the source of this 3336-nucleotide messenger RNA. RefSeq names its product patched domain-containing protein 3-like. The coding region runs from base 121 to 2919 and encodes 932 amino acids. Gene Ontology annotation, cellular component: membrane. The transcript has 4 exons. Lineage: Eukaryota; Metazoa; Chordata; Actinopteri; Anguilliformes; Anguillidae. The record is from RefSeq and is a predicted model, not a curated record.
ACUACAGGACAUAUAAAUACACUAAGCUAGUCAUACGAAUAUCCUUCUUGGCAACUUGAAUGCUUGUUGACAUCUUAGAUUAUUUCGAAGAACAAAAGAGCACAUUUCAGAGCAGACACUAUGACUUGCUGCAAAACAGACUGCAUUGAAAAACCUCUAUCCAGGUUAUUUGAGAAAUUUGGACGUAUUGUGGGCAACCACCCCUUCUGGUUUCUCAUAAUUCCUCUGCUUCUCUCUGCUGGCUUAGGAGGGGGAUUUUACUUUCUAAAAGAAAGAGAGACAAAUGACAUCGAGGAGCAAUAUACACCAGUGAAUGGACCCGCCAAGCGCGAAAGAGAUUUUGUCAAGGAAAACUUUCCUCAAAAUGAUACAAUGUUUUCUAGUCAGAGGCUCUAUACCGAUGGCACAUAUGCAUCUCUAAUAGCAGUUUUUAAAUCAAAUGUUCUGUCAAAUGCAGAAUUAGAAACUGGGGCAUUUGAGAGAAUUAACAAUUUGGAUAAACAAGUCAUCAAUAUUGCUGUGAAGGAUGGACAAGAGCAGUUUACAUUCAAAGACAUUUGUGUAAAGUCCUCAGAAGAAAUUAAGUUUCCUGGACUUAAUCUAACCUCACAAUUUGGUGGAAUCAAUAAGAGUGACAGUGUUUUAGCAAUUAGACUUUAUUACUACAUACAACAAGACAACAAAACAAGAUCUGAUCUAUGGCUGGAUCAAUUCCGAAAAUUCUUCUCCAGCAGAUUGACGAUCAGUGAUAUGGAGGUGUUUUAUUUUACGUCAAAAUCUCUACAGGAGGAGUUUGAGAAAAAUUCUGAAGAAGUGAUACCUUUAUUUUCUGGCACAUACAUUCUUGGCAUCACCUUCUCAAUAAUAUCAUGCAUGAGGCUGGACUGUGUCAGGAACAAGGUGUGGGUGGCUGCCUUGGGAGUGCUCUCUGCUGGUUUGGCGGUGCUGUCCUCCUUUGGAUUGAUGCUGUACAUCGGUGUGCCCUUUGCCAUGACUGUGGCCAACUCUCCCUUCCUGAUACUCGGGAUUGGUGUUGAUGACAUGUUCAUUCUCAUCUCCUGCUGGCAGCAGACUAAUGUUCAUGCCAAGGUUGAGGACCGUCUGGCAGACACCUACAAAGAGGCGGCCAUCUCCAUCACCAUCACCACCCUGACAGAUGUCUUGGCUUUCUACGUCGGCCUCAUCACACCGUUCCGCUCAGUGUGGUCUUUCUGUCUGUACACCAGCUCUGCCAUUCUGUUCUGUUACAUUUACAGCAUCACGUUCUUUGGGGCGGUCCUGGUGCUCAACGGACGAAGGGAAAACAGCAACAGGCACUGGCUGAUCUGUAAGAAGGUUCCAGAGGAAUGCCCACCUGGUCGCUCCAAAGUGUUCAGCCUCUGCUGUGUGGGAGGAGCUUAUGAUCACCAAACUGGAUAUGAGGAAAUCCAGCCAAUGAAUCACUUCUUUAAAAUGUACUAUGGGCCGUUUCUGACCAAGACCUGGACCAAAGCAAUGGUUAUUCUGCUCUAUGCAGCAUAUUUGGCAGGUAGUAUUUAUGGGUGUUUCCAGAUACAACAGGGCUUAGAUCUCAAAAAUCUGGUACCUGACAGCUCCUACACUGUUAAAUAUUAUAAAAAUGAAAAAGAGUACUUUGCUGGAUAUGGUCCAAAUGUUAUGAUAAUAGUGAAGAAUCAAUUUCCAUACUGGAAUGAAAACAGUAGGUUUGAACUUGACACUUGUAUCGAAGACUUUAAAAAUCAACCGUACGUCAAAAAGAACGGAUUUACAUCUUGGCUGAAAUCAUAUGAAGAUUAUGCAGUGACAAAUAAUUUGAAUUUAAAGGAUGAAUCUGUGUUCAAGACCAAUUUAUGCUCAUUUCUUGAGAGCUCUGAUAUCAAGCAAGAUGUCAAUUUCACCAAACAAUCCAUUCAUUCCACUCGUUUCUUUAUCCAGAUGGAAAACAUUACCACUGCUGUUGAUGAAAUGAAGAUGCUGAACACACUUAGAGACAAGGCGAGAAAAUGCCCUGUCCCAUUACUGGUUUAUCACCCUGCAUUUAUCUACUAUGACCAGUAUACAUUCAUAGUCAGCAAUACCAUCCAGAAUAUAGUUGUCACCACAGGAGUCAUGCUGCUGAUCUCCCUCUUACUGAUUCCAAACCCUGUAUGCUCUCUGUGGGUGACGUUCUCCAUUGCCUCCAUCAUUGUGGGUGUCACUGGUUACAUGGCUUUGUGGGAUGUUAAUUUAGACAGCAUAUCCAUGAUCAUUCUUGUUGUCUGCAUUGGGUUCUCAGUGGACUUCUCUGCACACAUUUCUUACGCCUUUGUCUCAAGCAACAAGCCCACCGCCAAUGAGAAGGCCAUUGACGCACUCUACACCCUGGGCUAUCCCAUAGUGCAGGGGGCUGUUUCUACCAUAGUGGGGGUGGUGGUGCUAUCGGCAUCACAGAGCUACAUCUUCAGAACCUUCUUCAAAAUCAUGUUUCUGGUUAUCCUAAUAGGGCUGUUCCAUGCCAUCACUUUCAUCCCAGUGUUUCUGACCUUAUUUGAUAUUUGCAGAAGCCCAGGUGAAAGCAAAGGUCAAGACAAGCUGACUUACAAUGACAAGAAAUUAGAGAACACCCAUAACCCAAGUACACAGCAUGACAGGAAAAUUCUAAAAAAAAGGGUUUAUGAAAAUGGAGCGUUUUAUAUGUAUGAUGAUCGAAACCAGGUUCAAGAACACAAUGGUGUUUUGUCCAUUGACCACAGUAAUCCGCACUUACUAUAUGGUCAAACGAGCAUGACAAGUCAUACUAAAUCAUAUAUACUGAACACUCAUCAGACAUACAUGUACAGUGGAAUUAAUAAUGUGAGUAAUAAUCCUCACCAAUCGCUGCAUUUCAGUGAUAUGACAACACAUGCUAGGCAUGCUAUCUCAGACCCUGACUGCCCAUGAUGUUUAAAUGUUUCAUAUGAACAUAAGAAAAUUGUACAAACAGAAAUUGUAGAUUUUUCCUGUUCUAUUAUGUACUGUACUGUUAUGUAUUAUUACAUUAAUAUAUUUUAUGUUUUUUUGAGAUAGUGUUUUGUUGUUUUGUUUGAGUUAAUAUGUUUAAUUGUAUACUGUAUAUAUGUGUGAAUUUUCUACUGACAUAACUAAUAAAUAUUAUCCAAACUUCAUAAUUACUGACUAACAUUGUAGUUAAAAUGGGAGGGGGCCUGAACUCUCUAAAUCAAUAAAUCUAACCUUAUUAACCUCAUUUGUGAACGUAACAAAUGAUGACUUGCUGAGCCGGAGGUCAGCAUGAGUGAUGCGAUAUAAAUGUUAUAAAUGCUCAGAGGGACUGCCCCUCUGUAGGAUUUGAACAUCCUG